AUGAAACUCCUCUACCCCACCUCCGUCCCACUUGACGUCCAGAGUCUCCAGGGUUUCUCAGUCUCUCUUCACCCCUACGAUGUAAAGGUUCCAAUCCCAGAGGAGCUGAUUGAUGCCGAUAUCCUCGUUACUUGGGCCAACGCCGCCGACAACCUCAAAGAUGCCGCACAGCGCAUGAAAAACCUCAAAUGGAUCCAAUCCCUGGCAGCUGGCCCCAAUGACGUGUUCGCCGCUGGAUUUGAUCGCUCAAAGGUCAUCGUGACAACCGGUGUAGGCCUGCACGACGGUCCCGUCGCCGAGCACGCGCUCGGCCUCCUCCUAACCGGAGCCCGCCGCUUCUACGAAAUGCGCGAUUACCAACUCCAAUCUAAAUGGCCCGGUCACCUUGGCGGCUCCUUCCCCCGAAGCGACUUCACUACAUUGCGCAACUCUCGCGUGUUGAUUUGGGGUUUCGGUAGCAUUGCUAAGAAGCUCACUCCCUACCUGACCGGUCUUGGAGCUGAGGUGAAGGGCAUCGCUCGCAGCCACGGAGUGCGAAACGGUGUCGAGGUUUUCGGUGAAGAUAAAUUGGCCGAGCUCUUGCCUCAGACGGAUGCUCUUGUUAUGAUUCUCCCUGGAUCUGAAUCAACAAAUAACGCCCUGAAUGCCGAGAGGCUCAAGUUGCUGCCGAAGCACGCGUGGCUCGUUAAUGUUGGACGGGGAACAUCUGUUGAUGAGGAUGCGCUGGCGGAUGCGCUGGAGAAAGGUGAAAUCGCGGGCGCUGCGCUUGAUGUGUUCAAGACCGAGCCUCUUCCUGAGUCUAGUCGGCUAUGGAAGACUCCUAACCUUGUUAUUUCUCCACAUGCUGCUGGUGGAAGGCCUGAGGGCUGCACUGAGCUCAUUGCGGAUAACCUGCGACGCUACUUGGCUUCGCAGCCGCUCAAGAAUGUUUUAUGA
Messenger RNA from Penicillium odoratum, 936 nucleotides. Its product is annotated as phosphoglycerate dehydrogenase. NCBI's taxonomy places the organism in Eukaryota, Fungi, Ascomycota, Eurotiomycetes, Eurotiales, Aspergillaceae. The transcript has a single exon. Gene Ontology annotation, molecular function: NAD binding. The record is from RefSeq and is a predicted model, not a curated record. The coding region runs from base 1 to 936 and encodes 311 amino acids.